This is a messenger RNA of Lethenteron reissneri (Far Eastern brook lamprey), 9357 nucleotides long. RefSeq names its product INSYN2B protein-like. The record is from RefSeq and is a predicted model, not a curated record. Lineage: Eukaryota; Metazoa; Chordata; Hyperoartia; Petromyzontiformes; Petromyzontidae.
CAGAGGCUAUCGCGGAUUUCUGCGCACGCCCUCAUUAAAAGCGCGAUGCUAAAGAGCAGGAUGAUUCCCUCCUGGGAGGGCGGCAGUCAGCGAGGGCGCGGGGAGAGGCGGGGAGGAGAGGCACAACAUCCGCUGCUGCUGCUGCGUGUGCGCGAGAGAGCAGGCAGAGCGAGCGAGCGAGCGAGGGAGGGAGAGCGCGAGCGAGUGUGCCGCACGCGCGCGCGCACACACACACGCUCACCCCGCUCGCUCGCACUACGGGUUAGAAAGUAGCGGAGGAUCACGACUCGUUCUGCUCUCACUCUCCAGCCCCCGUGGACUGGGGGCUGAGUGGCGGACCAGGGACGGCACGGGAGACAGGUUGUGACCGUGAGAUGGAGCGCAUGACAGGGGUUAUACACAAGUCUGCACGUCAAACCUUGCUGGCGGCCGAAUAAAGGAUCGUCGGAUUACGAGAGAAGCAUCGACACGUGGGUGACUUAAACUGUGAUCGCCUGCUAACGACGCCAGCUCAGUGCGAGCGAGGUUGGGGUGCCUGCGAGUCGACACUACACAGGAGGAGCCGCAGACCGGACGCGUGGAGGAGCGCAGCCACUCUCCAGAAGCUCAACGGACCACGGUGGAUUGAUUAGCAUAUCUCUAAAUGCCAUAAUUUUCGGCACAUUAGUACGACACGGCAGAGAGUAGAACAUGCAAUAGCCACACAACUGCCAAUGGAAGAAAAAUGCCUAACAACUGCGUAUCUACAUGAAUCUACAUAUAUUUAAGCUGUGUCUGAAACUGCAGAAAGAGAGAGUUGGAUAAAACAAAGGGGCAGCUGAUGACCGUGCGUGUGCCUCUCACUACCUUCAGGAGGCAAAGUGAUAACUCUUGCGCUGAACUGGGGGCUACAAGGACACGUGACUUUCAACAUUGAAAAGCUGCCAGAAUCGUUGACGAGGUGCGCCUCUGCCCAGUUCCCACGAGGCCCGAGCUGCACGUGUCAAAUAACGAUCGUCGAGCGAUAAACCAAAGGCAGAAUAGCCCCUUCAAAGAAGCAGAGGCUGGCUUGGUCAACUGUCUUCUAAGGCAAGUGGAAUUUAAAUUGGCUGAAAAUGAAAUCCCCAGUAAGUGAAGAGGGAAAUAAUAACAACGAUGUCAAUAAACGAAAGGAACAAAUUAAAGUGCGAUAUGAAAUAGGUUUGCUUGGAAUGGAUGGUUUAUGACCUCGUACGCGCCAAGUGAAUCACAGUCCGGUUUCACGACAUGCAGCGAUGUGCCUUGACGUGCGUAUGAGGCUCCGUGUAAUGGAUGUUGCUGCUGCUGCUGUAGCUGGAUAGUUCAUUGUGAAACUCAUGGAGAAGGCCCACGGCCCACCUGAAUACAGCAAUUCACUGCAUUGACAAGGGACAAAACGAACAAUAACCGAUUAAAUCAAGCGGAAGGUGCAAGCAAACAAAGGAACUUAACGAAAGAAAAGUGGAAAAUCACGACAAUAAUAAUCAAAAUAAUCGUAAUAACGAAACCUAUUUGAAGGAAAAGCACGCGCAUGCCGAGAAAGUUGUAACGCCGCGUGAAAACGGUCUCAGCAGCGGCACAGCAGCCGGCUGGCCGGCCGGGAGCAGCCCACGACCACUCUCGCCCCGAGCGAGCAAAUUGGACACCGUGCUACCAGCUGCCACCGCCGGCUCAUGAAUUUUUAAAGCGGGACCCAAAACGGAAACGAGUGACAUCGUCGCGCCAGUCGCUCGCAGCGAACGCAGGAGCAGCGGCGGUGGGGCCGGAUCGGCGUGACCACGCCGGGGAGGGGGAGCAGCGCCGGGGCAAGGAGCAGGUACCGACGGGAGCGCGCGGCCGGGGUGGCGGAGACGCCGAGUCUCGGCGCUGGGGAGCCAGUAGUUGCCAACGCCUCGGGGCUCGCAAAUAUGUGCCGAGUCAGCGCCGGGUCAGCAGCUCCGAAAGCCCCACGUGAGUAGGCGAGCAAGCGCAGCUCCGCCGGGACGCACUCGGGGACGUGCCGUCACGUUCGGCGGCGACGUUGGGGGGCCACGAGUCCACCGACGCUGCGCGCAGCAGGAAGCGAUUUCCCAUGCGAGCGUGCACAGUAAUGCGGCGGCAGGAACAAUCAACAGACACGCACACAGAAAACUAAAUGACAUUAAAAAAAGGCUUACUGUUGCGAAAUGAGUACGGUGCAAUCAGCCAGUGGUAAAAAUUCGACAGUCUGGGCUCAUAACCCCACAGGGCAACCACAGUAGAAAAGAAAAUCCACACGUCUCAAGAGACGGAGUUCACCUCUGUUGGCAAAACUGAAUCAGAAGCAGGAAGUGUGUAGUCCUAUGGCAGGGGCCAAUAGGAAUACAAAGACACACGCACAUAUUAUUUGUGCGGCGCCUCUCAAUUGAAUGCACUUAAAAGCACUUAAAAUAUACGACACACACAGACGUGCUGUUAUUCGCCGGUUAUAGAUCCUGCCAUGGGUGGGAUCUGAAAAAUGUGUUAAUUUUGCUUUCCCAUUAAGCCCACCGAGAGACGUGUUUAAUGUGUUAAGCUAUGCUACCACUGCACCGAAAUGUGCCAACUUAAAACAAAUUUGGGAGGCGCAGUAAUUAAGAACGCCUUGGAAUGAAGCUUUUAUAUUUGUUUUACAAAAGAUGUGGAAAUUGCUUAGCGGUAGUUUAACGAAUACUUGCAUCCGUCCUGGUGUCUCAUGCAUGUCGACGGUUAAUAUGGUCAGAGAGAGGGUGGAGUAUGGUGAGCUUGCAGCAGAGGAGGCUGGCGACAACGAUAAAUUGCAGAUAGGAGAAGAGAUAAAGAUAGGUGGAAAGAUAGCGGCACAGGGAGACGGACGAGUGCGUCCAAUAGUCGGCGAUCGCGGCAGGCGAAGAAGGGAACCCGGCGUGGCACGAGUGGGAAGGACGGAACGUGGAGUUAUUCGUUCCGCAGCCGGACGACAACGCUUCACGCGUGUUACGUCGGUGAAAAUGCAGAGGUGCGCGGCCGCCCGGCGCGACUUCGAGUGACGGACCAAAUGGAAACGCUGCGGCCCGCACCGGCAGGCGGCAUGAAGCUCAGCGAAACCCCGUCGGUGGCGAACUGCACCGAGAACGCGAAUCCGACGUGCCGCCCAGACGACCCCGGCCAGGCGACGGCCGACUCGGACCACCCGCCGGACGCCUCGUGCAAAAAGGUGCCGACCGACGGGCGCUUCAAGCUCGAGGACUGGCUAUCGGAGGCGGGCCUGUCUGCCGCCAGCCACGAGAACAACAACAACGUGGAGAUCCUGUCCACCGCCAUGCACGUGCUGCAGAGGGCCGACGUGAUGCUGCAAGGCCUCGCUCAGGCCGACGGGCGGGCGGGCGACGAGGAGCGGCGGGUCGCCGGUGCCGGGCGGCCCGACGGGGUGCGCGAGCGGCCCCCGAGCGAGCCGCCGUGGGCCCCGUACGGGCGGGACGCGGACGGGCUGCCGUCGGCACGCUCGCCCCGCGCGCCGCCAUGCAACCCCCUCGCCGCGCGGCUGUCGAGGCUCGGCGGGUACGACGGGAACGCCCAGCCGUGGAGGGGCAGCGUCGGGCAGCCGCCCCGGUCUCCGGCGGUGGCGGCGGAGUCCGAAAAGUGGCGCUCUGCGGAACGCCCGGACCGCGGGCCGCCGGCGGCCGUGACGUGCGGCCGGCCCGCGAGGCCGGCGCUUCUCAAGCUCGACGGGAGGGAGGACGUGGAAAAGCGACGGCGCCGGAGGCAGCUCAAGGCCUUCCAGGUGCGCUUCAAAGACCUCUGCGAUGACGCCGACGAGGGCGGCGGCGGCGGAUCAUCGGCGGCCGCCAAGGACGGAGAAGGUCGCGUGGCGACGCAGGCCGACGCCAGGCCCGAGGUGGACGCCGAACCGAGGAGAACGCUCGUCAGCAAAGUGCCCACGUCACGGCGCUUCUUCCGGCCACUCCACUCGCGCUUGGGAGAGAGGACGCUGCACAGCUCGGCGACGCAAACGGCGGCGGCGCCACCCGAGGACGGUGCGGGGAGCGCACAAAAUGUGGCGGCACCAAACGCGUGCUGCCCGGGGAGCGCCCGUGGCGCUCGGUGCGGCCAGUGGCUCGACGACGGUCCGCGACGGGCACCGGCGGACACGGAGUAUCGGCCUUCGUCAUCGAGCGCUAACGGGGAGCCACGUGCGGUGGCCAACGUGCUCAACGCCGCUGGAGCUGCGCACGUCAAAAUUCACCGGCCGGUAGAGACGGCGUGCGGUGCGCGGUGGCUGCCGGCCACAACUUCUGCGACGGAACCGACUAAAAAGCUUUGCGGCGAUGCACAAAUGAACGGUGAUUGGCCAACAUCGCCGAUCGCGAGGAGAACAUCUCCUUGCCGCGACGGUGGCGUAAAGCCCAAGGACCGUUUGAACUCUGCGCAGACGAAUGCGAGCAGCUCUCCGAGCACGAGCAUCGGGGCGUCGGACACCAGAGCAAGCGACGUGACCGGCGUGCAACCUCCGGGGGUCGAGCGCGGAGGCCAAGAAACCUCAGUCGCGGCGGUCUCUCCACCAGCGUGCUCCGAUGUUGAGGUCGGGCAAGCAGACGAGGCCGUGGGACAGGCUGCUGGCUCUUCCUGCACACGGAAGGAACCGGAGCCCCGUCGCGACACGCUCAACGGUGCGGCUCCGGAUGGAUCCGCGACCGAGGAGAGGGGGCGCGCGGCGCGGCCGGGCGAGAGCCAGGCCUCGGCCGACAGGGAGGAACGAGGCGGCGCGAGUGACGCCGAGGCGAUGCCGAGAAACGACGCGCGGCGGGGAGAGGAAGCGAGCGGCGACGCCGGCGCCAAGGGAGACGCGGGCGGCCCGGAGAACGAGCCGAAGGACGAGUCGAGGACGGCGCCGGUGACCGGCGAAGGGACGAGCGGCGUUGGCGGCGGAAGUGGCAGUGGCGGUGGGGGUGGGGGCGGCAGUGGUGGCGGCGGAGAGUCGCAGGCCUCGCAGAACGAGGUGAACGCGCUGCGGGAACGCCUGGCCGCCAUGGAGGAGGUGCUGCGUGCGAGCCAGGACACCAUCAAGCUGCUGCUCGAGGUCAUACGGCAGCUGGAGCGGGCAGACGCCACGCGAAGGGGCGUGGAGCACGACUUCAGGCAGCAGGAGAGCAUGCUGCACCAGGCGCUCACGCCGCCGCGGGGGUGCCGCGCCGCGACGGCGCUCCCGUCGCCGCACGCCCUGCUGCUGCCUGCGCUGCCGCCGCCGGCGGCGACCCCCGACCCCUGCCAAGAAGGCCAGGACCUCCGGCCGACGAUGGCGGCGGCCAGCGUCGCACCGAGCGACCGGCACGGAGGGCCGCAGCCCAGGGGGGCCGCACGCAAGAACGGCAAAGGCUGCUUCUGGUUCUUAUGAGAGCCCCCAGCCAGCCACGUGACUCGGGCAUUGGCAAAUGCCAGUGGAAGAAAUAUUAUAAUAAUAAAAAAUCAAAUGGCAAUUGGUGACACCGAGAGCCCCGAGCACUUUUAUCCGUUUACAUGCAGCGACCUGACGUGCACCCCGGGUGCUCUCGUGCUUCUCGUCGUCUCGAGGCCCCGCAGCGGUGGUGGCGGUAGCGGCGGGGAUAGAGGGACUCGCUGCGCCACGGGAGGCGCGCCGCCGCGUCGUCGCACAUGGCACACACACGGACAGUGGCCGCCUUUCAAGAAAUCAAGAGCACCGGCAAGUGAAGGGGCAAAAGAACAGAAAGCAGCGUGUUUUUCUGAACGCGUCAAGCUCUGAAUAUUGUCUCCACGUUGCAACGUGCCGCAAUGCCGUGCUACACCCCCCCCCCCCCCCCCGUGCAUACACUGUGAAAUUGUUUGCAGAGCAUUGCAGGGAUACAGAACGCGCGCGCGCAUACAAAAGACCCAGGCGAGACUGUUGGGACACGAGCCUUUAGUGGAGCAUCUAUUAAGGCCAAGGGCAACGUACAGCGAACCAAGUUGCGAUUUUAGGCGGAGUCGACACAGCGGAGGACGACAUCGCAGCAGUGCUCGUCUACGGGCAGCGGGUAACGGAUGUUCGACAGAGCAGGGCGCGAGGGGAAUGCCGCGUGCACCCUACUUAAGAGCCGCCCUCCGCGAAACACCGCCCGCUCGUCAAGUACGCCAUCGCCCGCAGCCGCCCCUCAUCUCCUGCCGAUCGCAAAGCGGCGGGAACUCACGACGAGCCAGGGCAAAGGAAACCCUCCCUGUCAAAGGGGAUAAAAACUGCUAUGAAAUCAAGCGCUCCGCGGCGAAAGGCACGAGACGACGGGAGCGGCGUAGGGCUUUGCGAGAUCGGUUUAGACUCCACGGCAAAGCCUCUCCCUCAAGCGUCGUAACAGCCUUGUGGCUAUAUAUUCUUAGUUCUUUCGGUAAAGUGAAGUAGAAGGGAAAAAAUAAAAUAAUAUUAAUAUAGUUUUUAUUAUUAUUAAUAUAUAAUGAAAACAUUAUUUAUUUCAUUAUUUCCCUUCUACGUGACUUUACCGAAAGAACCAAGAAUAUGAAUCCCUGCAGUCACGAAAGCUUUAAAUCAAGCCUUGUGGCUGUUUCUUCGGAAGCUCCGUGCGGUGCCAACGCCUCCAAGGGCAGCGGACUAAGAACGACUCUCUAUCUGCAGCUGUGUACGGAUUGAUUUUAACUUUUUAAGAGGACGGCAUUCAUAAAAUGCUCGAACGGGUUUGUGCAGUGAAGCUCUAAAAAAAACAUUUUUAUUGAGUCGCAAGGGUUCACCAGUUUCUUAAGGGGUUAUUUACACCCAAAGCAAACUUGUGCAAUAUUUCGUGAAAUGUUAGUUGACAUGUCCGUGACGUACUAGCGGCACCUCCUUUGGCUAAGAGAGUUGGAAUGUUAUUAAACACACGAGUCUCUAAUCACGGUUAAUUUUCAAUCACUAUAACAAAAAACAAAUUAAGUUAUAUAUUUUAAGUAUAUUCAAGCAAAAGUUACAUUAAGUAUGCAACGCUGUUAAACGGUGCAUUAUCUGUUGCUAAAAAUUUAUACGUGUUCAACAACAUCGUGUUUGUAUGCAUUGACUGUAUAAAUACAUGUACAUACAGAUAUAUAAAGACAUGCACAUAUUAAUAUAUAAACAAAUAUACGUGAAUAAAAGGCUGUGCGCUAUUCAAUUUCCCGUAUGAUAAAGGGCAAUGAACUGCAUUGCAAACCAAUGAACAGUAACCUAAGCCGCUUAAUUAAAUUAAUUCUGCACCGCCCGCUUAUUAAAAUCUUUAUUUCCCGGGAGGACAGGUCGGGCCUUGCCACCGCAAGCGGAGUCCUCCCCCCGUCUCGGUCGUCGCGCACACAACCCUGGCCCCCAACCAGGAAGCACGAGCCCUCGCGGGCACGGCAGCGGCUGUCAACGCAGACGACAAAACCGAACGCCGUCACUUCUCUCCUGCCAGAUUCUGCCAGAUUCUGGACCUGAUCUCCUGCGGCAUACAAUUUUAUUGUCUCGUCCGCACGGAGUUUUCAGCAGCACACCUGCAGGUCACCACACUGCCCCUUUUUGCUUCUUCCCUCCCACUUUGGAAUUCCCUUCCCCUCGUCUCUGUUCAUAAGCUCCUACCGCCAUGCUCACGUCAAGAAGCAUGGUAAACUCUGUUGCUACUUUGAGAGUGCUGUCGGUUGCCAGCAGCUUGACGUUUUGGGCCUCUGCUUAGCAACUGCAUGUAAUAAUAAUUAUCACUACUACAUUUGGCUUAGGCCUGCUCCUUAUGCCAGAGUCGAGAACCUACCUGCUAACGGUAACCCACCUCUGGUGGCCACUCCAAUGCCAGUCUAGAGUACCGUGCCCUGGUCCCUCCUGCACAUGUGCCCCAGUUUUUGUAAACCCAAACUCCUGAUUACAUCUACGGCACUUUGCCUCCACAUUUGCUUUUGGAAUUUCACAGUUGCUUGCCUCCUAUACUCUGCAAUGAAAUCUGCAACGCUUUUCACACAUACGAAAUUAAGCUUUCAGAUCUGUACGCAAGCCACCCUGGUGGCCCGGGGUGCACAGCGGCUUUCGUGCAAUUAAAAAUCAACAUCGUGGAGAAUGACAGUUCCACGCUUGUCACCUCUAAACCGCAUGCAAACAAAAUCCAAACUUGGCUUACACUUGAGGGGUUCUUUCAAAAAGGGGCCACUCCUACCGUGAGUACGCGACAACGCCCAUAUACGUUCGUAGCCCUGAGCUACUGGAAAAAAAUUCACAUUGCUAUGGCAGGGUCAUUCAAUCUAAAGGACAAAAAACCACUGUUGACUUUCCACGGUGGCGCUCACUUCACGGCCGUGCUCACGACAGGACGAGCCGACCCCCCCCAACCGGAACGUGAACGCGCAACCUUCCUAUUGCGAGUUGGGAAACGUACGUGGCGGUAGUGGACGUGCACACAACUUCACGAGGGGGACGGGCCCCAUGCUCUCGCUGUCUCAGCAGGACGACCGCAAGAGAGAUCAGAAUAUCCUGCGCACGACAACGCUUCUUGGUUCGUUCCGCUAUCACAGCUCGGUGCCUUCCGUGAUGGAAACGACUUCACUCCCCGUCUUGAUGACAGUACAGCUGGGAUAUGCUGUAAUCGGCGCAAAAAAAUCCACAAAAAUCUUUAAACGCCAUUAAGUGAGUGGAAUGGUGCCCGUGUGACUGCUAAACGGUGGCAAAGGAUAUCUAAUUUAGAGCUGAAUUGCAUUACCUGCUUGCCAGUGAUUGCUGUGUGCACACUCUCGUUGGCAUUAGAUAGAUUGAUUUAUAGGCACGUAAAUACAUAAACUUUAUAUAACCAGGUAAGAGUCCCCACUAAGAUACUCAUUUCUCUUUCAAGGGAGAUCCAGAAAAAAAAUAUCAAAAAUACAAAAAAAUGUAAGCGUGGUCCUAAAUUCAAAUAAGUGUUGAGUACUGCUCAUUUCAGGCAGCAACCUAAGCCUGCAGUAGCAAUUCCACAUUCCCAUGACAGUGGCUCGUCUCUCCAUUAGAUGGCCACUGUUGCCUGUCUAGAAUGUAAGCAUAGUUGUACACCUUUUGGCAUCAUCUGGUCCAACACCAAUGGAGACUAGGCUCUAAGAACAGCUGUCUCGGGUGUGGACCAAUCAACUUCAAGGACAGUGCAUAUCAUUAUCAUCAUCAGAGUUGUUUCUUUUUUUUGCAUUUUGACUGCUUGUGUUGUGGUUAUUGCAAACAUGAUGCCUUGUAUAAAGGUGUCAGUUUUUGUACCAGUUGAAAGGGUAAAAACCUAUUACUAUAAUGUAAGCAUAGUUUAAGUGCACUUGAAAUACAAAGCUGGAUUGCAAGGUGACUAAUCGAUUUCAGGAAAGCAAGUAGGUUAACUCAUCGGUGUGGACUUUUAGAGCGUCAUGCUCACGUAAGCACGGGUUUUUUCGCGAUACUAUGGUUUCGUUUGAGACGUCAAACACAAUAAAAAAAGA